Oryzias latipes (Japanese medaka) is the source of this 4375-nucleotide messenger RNA. It is a transcript of the gene slc7a1a, whose product is annotated as solute carrier family 7 member 1a. Gene Ontology annotation, molecular function: L-lysine transmembrane transporter activity; L-ornithine transmembrane transporter activity; L-arginine transmembrane transporter activity. Gene Ontology annotation, biological process: L-ornithine transmembrane transport; L-arginine import across plasma membrane. NCBI's taxonomy places the organism in Eukaryota, Metazoa, Chordata, Actinopteri, Beloniformes, Adrianichthyidae. Gene Ontology annotation, cellular component: plasma membrane. The record is from RefSeq and is a predicted model, not a curated record.
AUGUUAUGAAGGGGCUAUUGCUCAACAGCACCGUGUGGGCGGGGCCGCCCUGCCUCUUAUUACUGCCCUCCUUGUCCUUGCUUGCUUGUAUACUUUAUGGAGCUGCUGCUCUACACCGCUGGUUGUCCUUCACCUCCUAAACGCGGCGCUUGUAUCUUCACCACCGUCGGACUGGAUGCUUGUUGAGGAGUUUCUCCAAACCCCAAGAAAAUAUUACGUUGGAUGUCUGCCCUAAAACAUCUGCAAAGUAAAGUACAACCGUUGGAACAAAAAAAGGUGUGGCCUCUCUCCAUCUCCCUUGUGACCUCUAAGCAUCAUCAAUCCUCCCGCUCGCUGAAGCCUCCAUGGCUUUGCAGGCUCUCAUACACUUUGGUAAACAGCUGCUAAGGGUAAAGGUGGUCAACGGAAACUCGGAAGACUCUCGUCUGUCCAGAUGUCUCGACACCUUCGACCUGGUUGCCCUCGGCGUCGGUAGCACGCUUGGCGCUGGAGUUUACGUGCUCGCCGGUGCAGUUGCACGAGACAAUUCAGGCCCGGCUAUCGUGUUGUCCUUCCUGAUAGCAGCUUCGGCCUCUGUGUUGGCGGGUCUUUGCUAUGCCGAAUUUGGAGCACGUGUUCCUAAAACGGGUUCCGCUUACCUUUACUCCUAUGUGACCGUGGGAGAACUUUGGGCCUUCAUCACUGGAUGGAACCUCAUCCUCUCUUACAUCAUCGGAACAUCCAGCGUGGCACGGGCGUGGAGCGCAACAUUUGAUGAGUUGAUAGGGAAGCACAUCGAGCAGUUUUGCAGGACAUACAUGUCCAUGAGUGCGCCGGGAGUUCUGGCUGAGUACCCUGACAUGUUUGCUGUUUUCAUCAUAUUCACUCUGACAGGUCUCCUGGCGUUCGGAGUGAAAGAAUCAGCGAUGGUCAACAAGGUCUUCACAUGUAUCAACGUUCUAGUCCUGUUGUUCAUGGUGGUCUCUGGCCUGGUCAAGGGCACUAUCAAGAACUGGCAGAUCAACCCUGAAGAGAUCCUCAAUGGCACCUUUACAAGCAACUCAAGUCAGAAUCAGACUGAGGUUCUUCCAACCAAGGAGAUCUUAGGAGCAGGUGGCUUCAUGCCGUUUGGUUUCACAGGCGUCCUCUCAGGAGCUGCUACCUGUUUCUAUGCCUUUGUAGGGUUUGAUUGCAUUGCUACAACAGGUGAGGAGGUGAAGAACCCGCAGAGAGCCAUCCCUAUCGGAAUCGUGUCCUCGCUGCUCAUCUGCUUUGUGGCCUACUUUGGCGUCUCUGCCGCCCUCACCCUCAUGAUGCCGUACUACCUCCUGGACAGCAACAGCCCUCUGCCUGUUGCAUUUAAAUACGUGGGCUGGGGAGGAGCCAAGUAUGCUGUGGCUGUGGGCUCGCUGUGUGCUCUGUCUACCAGCCUGCUGGGUGCUAUGUUCCCUAUGCCUCGCGUGAUCUGGGCUAUGGCUGACGAUGGGCUGCUUUUCAAGUUCAUGGCCGAGAUCAGCCCCCGCACCAAAACCCCACUAAUUGCAACCUUUGCCUCUGGCACAGGGGCAGCUAUCAUGGCAUUUCUGUUUGACCUAAAAGACCUUGUGGACCUAAUGUCUAUUGGAACUCUGCUGGCCUACACAUUAGUUGCUGCCUGUGUGCUGGUUUUGAGGUACCAGCCUGAACACCCCAGUCACAUGUAUGAAACUGUCAGUGAUGACUUGAGCGAUGGCAUCAGCGUCCCCAGCAUGGGCAUGCUGCCCGGUGUGGAGGAGAGGUUCAGUUUCCAUAAUCUGCUCUUUCCAGACCACCCCGACCCUUCGACGCUGUCCGGCUUCACCGUCAACAUUUGUACCUCUGCUUUAGGGUUGUUGAUCCUAGCCUUCAGCAUACUGGCGGUUCAGGCAGGCAUUGCAGUUUGGAACAUGGUGGCUCUCUCAGUCAUCUUCAUGGUGUGUGUUCUGCUCGUCUUCAUCGUCUGCAGGCAGCCCGAGAGCCGAACGCCACUGUCCUUCAAGGUCCCCCUGGUGCCCUUCAUCCCAGUCAUCAGCAUGUUUGUCAAUGUUUACCUGAUGAUGCAGCUGGAUAGAGGCACCUGGGUUAGGUUUUCAGUCUGGAUGGCCAUAGGUUUGGUGAUCUACUUCUGCUACGGCAUUCGUCACAGCACAGAGGGCUCCGCAUCCCACUCCCCUUUAGCCACCGAGAUGAACGGUUUAAAGCUGGAGCACGAACUAGAAACCAUGGCGACAGAAAAAGAGGCCUUUCUGCACGACGGCAUUGACGUUCGGGAAGAAAACGGCAGAGAUUUGUAGAAAUCUUAAAAGGACGCACAGCUUCACGUCGGAGGAGAAGGAGGGUUUCCUUUUGUGGAAAAAUAUGAUAAUCAAACCUCUUCAGGGGUGGGAGGAACGCAGACUGAAAUACAGCUUUGUUUCAAGGUUUAUCAAAAACAGAUAUUCUGUCUUAUCGCUCAUUUUUAGAACAGUAGGUUGGUUUUUUCGUCCCGAUUCAGCUGCACCUUUGAUUCUCUUUGAAAGAUUGAUCAUACAGGAUCCACGGUAAAUGCGUGUUUAUGAUAUGAUAGGGAUAUGAUGGGUUUUAUUCUGUUUAUCAGUGGUUUCCAGCAAACUCUCCUCUACUUUUUAUCUUCUUCUCCUAACCCUUCUAAACACAGACAACAGUAGCUCACACGGUUUCAUGUAUAUUUUCUAAUAAAAGCAAAGUCUUAAUCUGCCUUUUUUUGGCCAUAUUUGUGACAAAAUCCUCCUUCGUGUAGAGGUGAUAGAAAAAAACAACAACAAACGUUUGUUUCGAUCAGUGUUAUGUGCCUUUUUCUCUGUUUACACUCUUUCUCCCUAAAUUAAACAUUGUCGGCCAGGACCACUUCAGAUGAACUCCAAAGAGAUUCUAGAGAGUCUUAGAAACCAGGAUCUUCUUUCUUGCCUGCAGAUUCUGCAUACGGAUCAGCAGAUGCCUGUUUACAGACACAGUACUGAGGCAUGAAGGUUUCUAGGCAGUAAAUGACAGAUUAUCUGAGCCUGAAUGAGUCACAGAGGAUUCACUCUGGCCCAAAACUCAACCGCUUCCUUUCAGAUAUAAGUCGCCAAUCUGUUCUUUUUUGGAAUCCUAUCAGAUUACUGAUUUGUUACAGACGAGGAAGACAUGGCGGUAACAGAUUGUCAGGUAAGAUGAAGAAUAGAUGGUGUUGGAUUUCUGCUGUCAUGUAACUUUUAUUAUUUGUUUAAAUAAAAAUAAAAAAAGCAAAUCUCUCCAUAACAUUCAUCUACGUUUCAGGGUUUCAUACAAUAUCCAUUUUAAAUGUCAACAGCUUCAUCAUUCUGUUUUAAUAUGUUAAUAAAAUAUGCCCUGGAUUAAACAUUUAUGAUUUUAACGAUAUGAGUCUGCAGCAUGUCUUUCAUUUAGCUUUUGCAGACAUUUGUGUUGCCGUCAGUAGUUUUUUUUUUUUUUGGCUCCUGUCUAGAAAAAAUAUUCAAUAAAUGUAAAAAAUAUAAUUAUCUUUACGUUUGAUUACUCUGAAUUAUUUUCCAUUUUACUCCUAUUGUCUACAGAAAAUGAUGUUUAGUGAACGUUUUACAACACUAACUUGCCUGAUCACACUUGUAUAUAAAAUGCAUUGUGUAUAUUUUUUCAGAGUAAACUACUUGCAAGCUGUCAAAGAAUGUGUUUUUGUUGGUAUUUUGAAGCUAUUUAAGUAUUUUGAGUGCAGAUUUUUUAUUCUGAUGUGUAUUUUGGAUUGUUUACAGAUCUGUGUGAAUGAUGUUGCUUCUUUAAUUCACUUUUCUUAGCCUAACAUAAAUAUAAAAAUAAACAAAAAUGUCCUAAAACAUAAAAAACCACGUAAAAUAUAUCUUUAGUGUAGUUUUCAUCCUUCUGAUUUUUCAGAUAUGACUGAAUCUAAAAGGAAUUGUAUUCAUUUUAACUUUUAUGAAAUUAUUGCUUUGAAUACAUGUAUGAAUGACCUUAAAAUGAUCAUUUUUGGGCUGCAGGCUGAGAUUUACCUUUAAAAACCGAUGUUUAAGUAUUUUUUGUAUGUAAUUACAUCUACUUGGUAAUUUCUUUUUCAUCUUCUGUGCUUAAAGUGAUCUAAAACUGUCUUUCUUUAGGGUCUUUUCAAUCACAGUGAGUUGCUGUCAUAUAUAUCUGUGGUUUGGUUUCCCUUCUUGACAAAUGUUUUAUUUUUUUGGUCUUUUUUUAAAAUCUUGGUUUGUUAAAACUGAAAUCUUACAAGUUAGUAUCGAUAGAUACAGAAAGAUUUUUGGGACUCAGAUUUAACAGUAGAGUACAGUAAAUGCCUUCUGGUUGAUUUUUUUCAUUGUCAAAAAGCAGAAUGUGCUUUGGCUAAUCUUGUAAAUAAAGUAAUUUUAGUAUCCUUCCU